ACAUACUGAAUGAAUCUCAAGAGAUCCAGUUUGAGGUCAAGAUUCCCAAGAACGCCUUCAUCAGCAAAUUCAGAAUGACCAUAGAGGGAAAAACAUAUGAUGGGGUUGUGAAGGAAAAAGAAGCAGCUCAGCAGCAAUACAAUCAAGCAGUAUCUCGAGGACAAAGUGCUGGACUGGUCAAAUCUGUUGGAAGGACUUUAGAGGACUUUAAAACUUCAGUGACGGUGGCUGCUUUUAGUAAAGUGACCUUUGAGUUGACCUACGAGGAACUGCUAAAGCGCCGCCUCGGCAAAUAUGAGCUACUCAUCAAUGCCCAACCGAUGCAGCCGGUGGCUGACUUCAAGAUGGAUUUGCACAUCCAAGAGAAACCAGGAAUUUCCUUCUUGGAGGUGAAAGGAGAUUUGAGCACCGGGGAUUUGGCCAAUGCCAUCAAAACCACCAGAGCAGACAAAGACGCAUGGGUGACCUUCUACCCCACACGAGAUCAACAGACCACGUGUAAAAGCUGUGGAGAAAAUGGGUUGAAUGGAGACCUGCUUGUAACAUACGAUGUUGAGAGACGAAAUCCCAAAGGAGAAGUCAUGGUAUCAAAUGGCUAUUUUGUCCACUACUUUGCACCCUCUGAUGUUCCACGUAUUCCCAAAAAUGUGGUGUUUAUCAUUGACCGGAGUGGCUCUAUGCACGGCAGAAAAAUAGACCAGACUCGUUUGGCACUGCUAAGGAUUUUGAGUGAUCUUGAUGAGGACGACCACUUUGGAUUGAUCACAUUUGACAGUGAGGUUAGCUUAUGGAAGCGUGAACUCCUCAAAGCUACUGGGACAAACCUGGAGAAUGCGAAAUCUUUCGUGAAGGAGAUCAGAGAUAGAGGAGCCACGGACAUAAACGCUGCAGUUCUAGCAGGAGUGGACAUGAUCAGUCGACACCCACGAGAGGGAACAGCCUCCAUCCUGAUCCUGCUGACUGAUGGAGAUCCCACUUCAGGUGAAACCAACAUAGAGAAGAUAAUGGCCAAUGUGAAAGAGGCCAUUGGGACAAAGUUUCCCCUCUAUUGUCUUGGCUUUGGAUAUGAUGUAAACUUUGACUUCCUGACAAAGAUGUCACUGGAAAAUGGUGGGGUUGCUCGCAGGAUUUAUGAAGAUUCGGACGCUGAUCUACAGCUGCAGGGCUUCUAUGAUGAAGUUGCGGUCCCUCUCCUCACUGAUAUUCAACUUAAAUACCCAGGAGGGACAAACCUUACCAAGACCAGCUUUAGCUUGUACUUCAAUGGCUCUGAGAUUGUGGUGUCAGGACAAAUCACAGACAACAGUGUGGAGAGUUUCACCACUGAAGUCAUCGCAGUAUCAAAAGGCAGUAAUGUGACGUAUCAGGACACUAUAAUGACAAAAGACCCCAGUGAUGUCCCUCCUGAGAAUGAAGAUUUCAUGCAGAGAUUGUGGGCCUACCUUACAGUGAAGCAGCUUCUGGAGAGACAGGUGCUUCUUAAAGGAGAAGAGAAAGAGGAUGAAAAGAAGGAAGCUCUUAAACUCUCCCUGAAAUACCAGUUUGUCACUCCCCUCACCUCUAUGGUUGUUACCAAGCCACAGGAGGGUGAAGUGGAAGUUGCCGACAAACCCAAAGAGGGAGAAGCGCUGCCCAGACCUCCAGCAAUGCACCCGCGUCCUGUACCUAGCGGUCCUUUUGGAUCACCAGGAUUUAAAUCGUACCUUUAUCAGCGAGGUCUGCCCGGUCCACCAGCAGCUUAUCCAGUGUUGCGUGGAUCAGGAGGAUAUAGUGGCACUCAUCCAGGGCUUGGUGGUGGACAAUAUCGCACUGAGCGUAUUCAGGCUAACCGUUUCUAUCCAGUAGCUGAGGAUUUCCAGUCUAGCGGCAUAUUGCUCGCUGAACAAAUGCCCAUGAUUACAAGGAGAGUAACUGUACUUUCUACAAUGUCAGCUCCACCAGCUCAUAGCAGUCGUUUCCUGCUGCCUGUUGUUGGUCAGUCUAAGCCGCUUUGUUUUGACGUUCCUGUUCCUCACAAACUCCGACUCCUACAGGAUUCAGCUUCAGAAUUCUCUAUGAAUGGAGAAUCCAUGACUGGACAAAAUGGAUGUCGUAAAAUUGCAUUUCAUUACAAAACAAACCAUCAUCUGACAAUAAGCACAACGUCUAUCAGAUACCACGACGGCCAGAAUCAUGUUGAGUUUCUGUGGGACCAGGAACCGACCCAACACAAUACAGAGGACGUGUCUCUGAUUCUACGGAGUAAUGAAAUAGACGUCACCAUGGGAAAUAUCCGUGUCAUUAUUCUGCUUCACAAGGAAAACGGGGACGUGUUUCUGUGGCCUGCUGUUCAGCAACAGCCAAAAGAUGUCAUGUUGUCGGGUAUUUUAGGAGAGGCUGAUAUUUCAUAUGAGGAGAUCCCAGGAUCACAAACCACAACUUUAAAGUUAAAGGACCAAGAAGUGAAGACAUCUUGGGUGAUGGUGAAGGACUACAGACUUGCUUCUGCUCCUGUGGUUGGAUGUUGGCUUGUACCAUUCCAGGCUGUUGCGCAGCAAGAGCUCGCUGACUUCACUGUCACUCAGCUGUAGAGUUCAGCAAA
Molecule: messenger RNA, 2581 nt
Organism: Sinocyclocheilus rhinocerous
Lineage: Eukaryota; Metazoa; Chordata; Actinopteri; Cypriniformes; Cyprinidae
Product: inter-alpha-trypsin inhibitor heavy chain H3-like
Exons: 25
Coding region: 75-2570 (831 amino acids)
Source: RefSeq, a predicted model, not a curated record